AUGGUUGAAUAUCAUAAAUGGAUGGAACAGCAGAAUGACGAUCUGGCUAUAUCCAGACUUUCUAUACCUGGAACCCACAAUAGCGCGGCCUGUCACGUUGCUUUACCUUCCGUCAAAUGUCAAGACCACACGGUGAGAACACAAUUGCAGAAUGGUGUGCGCUUUUUUGAUUUCAGACUAGGAAAACUGUUCUUCAAGGACAACGAACAGGGACAUUAUCAGGGCAAAGACCUGCAAGUGAUACACGGUAAAUUUCCUGUUCGAAUUCCAAUGCCUGUCAAGUUUUCAUCUGUUUUGGACGACAUUUUGGCUUUCUUGGAUGCAAAUCCAAGCGAGUCGUGUAUCGUGUCGAUCAAACAAGAGGGUGAGGCUUUUGACGGCUUCGAUAGCUUUGUCUGGGAAAAAUUCAUUGAGCCGAGACACGAUCGGUGGUACUUGCGUGGCGAUAUCCCAAGGUUAGGCGACGUCAGGCAAAAAAUCGUUUUAUUUCGUCGUUUUGGCAUUUCUCAAGAACUCCAGGACCGCGAUUUUGGCAUUGAGGCUGCAUGGUGGUCCUAUUGUACCCCGAACGAAGACCGUGGCAUUUUUCAAGUGCAAGAUUUUUGCGAGCUCAAACAUGCUGAGAACAUCGCUGAGAAAACUGGCUACGUCAAGCAAUUUCUGCGGCUUGCAACCGAUCACAACAGCACUGACAAUGCGCCCUCGAGACUGUUUGUCAACUUUUGCUCAGGCUCUAAUCUUUACGAUACCGACUGCUGGCCCGAAAAGGUCGCAGAUGAGAUGUUCAACAGCGACUUGCCCUCUGCUAUGGGCGGCGGAUGCGGCGUGGUGAUUUUGGACUACGCGGGAAAAGAUGGCUGGACUCUUGUCAGGAACAUCGUCGAUACCAAUUUCUAA
Molecule: messenger RNA, 897 nt
Organism: Lachancea meyersii CBS 8951
Lineage: Eukaryota; Fungi; Ascomycota; Saccharomycetes; Saccharomycetales; Saccharomycetaceae
Source: the annotation of a GenBank genome assembly